Molecule: messenger RNA, 579 nt
Organism: Ogataea philodendri
Lineage: Eukaryota; Fungi; Ascomycota; Pichiomycetes; Pichiales; Pichiaceae
Exons: 1
Coding region: 1-579 (192 amino acids)
Source: RefSeq, a predicted model, not a curated record
AUGCGCAAUUGGAGACCCAACAAUCACAAACCGUUUUGGGGUCUCGAGACCAACAAGCGUCAGUCCCUGGUUGAUCUGUUUGAUGGUCAAUUGACCCGGAGCAGACGAGUUCGGCAACAGUUCGUGGGUCACCGGCGUCAACACCGGGUUCACGAUCCGCGAGUACUGGCCAAACCGGCCCAUGUUGAUUGCAAUCAUUGGCUUCUCAGUGUGAGUGGCUCUGAAUUGCUCCAACAAGUUGUUGUCGUUGUACUCCUUUGCCAUACCCACAAACUUGACCACAUCAACGUUCAGACGCGUGGCGAGUUGGUACUUGCUCUCCCAUUCGGCAGAGUCCCACUUGAAAGCGCCAGCAAAGUCGUGGUGCGAACCAAUGAUCUUGGUGUACCGUCUUUUGGAGCUCAAGGUGUCCAGCAAACCGUCAGGCAGCGACAACUCCAAGUCCAGAUAGCCGACUCCCAGCUUGAAUGCCAGCUCGCACAGCUCUUGCACCUUGGCAAAGUCGUCGUCAGGGAACUUUCCGCCCUGGGCCUUGGUUCUCAAGGUGAAGACAAUUGGAAUACUAGUAUGGUUUCUUAA